AUGCGGAGAACACUGGGAGAAACUAAGCGGCAACAAGGCCACCAUCGUCAAGAACACGGCUCAGCUCUCCAAGAUCCCACAUUAUAUCAGUCAUCCACUCAGUCAGCCACUCAGCUAGCCACUCAGUCUGAUACUCUCCCUACAAGAGGAGGAGCAAGAGGAGGAACUACAACAGGCAAAUGCGGAGAACACUGCGGAGAAACCAAGCGGCAACAAGGCCACCAUCGUCAAGAACACGGCUCAGCUCUCCAAGAUCCCACGUCAUAUCAGUCAUCCACUCAGUCAGCCACUCAGCUAGCCACUCAGUCUGAUACUCUACAAGAGGAGGAGCAAGAGGAGGAACUACAACAGGCAAAUGCGGAGAACACUGCGGAGAAACCAAGCGGCAACAAGGCCACCAUCGUCAAGACAGCUCUCCAAGGUCCCACGUCAUAUGCUCUCCACGGUUCCACAUCAAAUCAUCACUCGGAACGAUGCAUAUUUGGACGAAUUGAAACCGCCCGAUGUCUACAGCUAUUUCAUUAUUCGAAAAAUUUCACUGCGGCAGGAGAUAUUGUGGGAUUCACACCACUAAUUGGCACGUUGUCUCCAUUUCUUUCCGGUAUUUCGAUAAAAUAA
Molecule: messenger RNA, 618 nt
Organism: Letharia columbiana
Lineage: Eukaryota; Fungi; Ascomycota; Lecanoromycetes; Lecanorales; Parmeliaceae
Exons: 1
Coding region: 1-618 (205 amino acids)
Source: RefSeq, a predicted model, not a curated record